Messenger RNA from Mandrillus leucophaeus (drill), 1258 nucleotides. It is a transcript of the gene MRNIP, whose product is annotated as chromosome unknown open reading frame, human C5orf45. Gene Ontology annotation, molecular function: chromatin binding. The transcript is spliced from 7 exons. The coding region runs from base 21 to 1154 and encodes 377 amino acids. NCBI's taxonomy places the organism in Eukaryota, Metazoa, Chordata, Mammalia, Primates, Cercopithecidae. The record is from RefSeq and is a predicted model, not a curated record. Gene Ontology annotation, cellular component: nucleus. Gene Ontology annotation, biological process: mitotic G2 DNA damage checkpoint signaling.
AAAAAGAGUGUCAAGUGGACAUGCAAAGCCUGUGGAGAGAAGCAGUCCUUUUUGCGGACUGUUCAGUCACAUUCUCUGCUCCAAGUCCACAGAAUCUCAUUCCAAGCCACCUGGAAGAGCUGAGUCCCAGUUAUAAAUUCCUAGGAGAAGCAAUCUGGUUGGCCCAGGCUGAUUCGGAUGUCCACCUCUGGUCCAGUCAACUGGGAUUGGGUCUCAGUAGAGAGGGGCUGGCUUACCAGGCUUAUGGUGAAGGCUCUGGUGCUGACUGUAGACGCCAUGUCCAAAAAUUAAAUCUACUACAGGGACAGGUUUCAGAGCUGCCACUCAGGUCUGUAGAAGAAACUGUCAGUGCUGGUGAAGAAGAAAACGUGGGCCACCAGCAGGCUGGGAAUGUGAAGCAGCAGGAAACAUCGCAGCCCUCGGAGAGUCGCUGGCUGAAGUAUCUAGAAAGGGACUCCCAAGAACUGGAGCUGGGAGGAAGAGGAGUGUGUUUCAGCGAACAGCCUUCAUCCAAAACGGAGGAGCCAGGCCCCCGCCUCAGCCAAGACCUGCCUAGAAAAAGGAAGUGGAGCCAGAGCACCAUCCAGCCUCCGUGCAGCCUUGGCAUCCAGGACUCGGGUGGCUCUGAGGUCGCCUGGGAACCCCAGAAGGGACAAGCUGGCUUGACAUGGAAGGUGAAGCAAGGCAGCAGCCCCUGCCUCCGGGAGAACGCUGCCGACUGCAGUGCCAGGGAGCCGAGGGGUCCUGGGAAGGAGCUAUGGAGUCCUGCCCAGCAGGUCACCGCCACCUCCUCUAAAUGGGCGCAAUUUGUCCUGUCACCUAGAAACAGUUCGCAUGUGGACAGAGAGCAGCCAACGCCUCUUCAGAGGGAUCCCGGGCCAGCUGCUCCAGCACAGGCUAAGCAGGGGCCCCCCGGGACCCCCAGAGCACAGGCCUCAAGGGAAGGCCUCAGCAGGCCCACCGACGCUGUCCAGCUUCCUCGGGCCACACACCCCACCACAUCCGGGCCUGAGAGGCCCUGCGGGAAGACCUCAUGGGACGCAAGGACUCCCUGGGCAGAGGGUGGGCCCCUGGUCCAGGAGACACAGAAUCCCCGACUCCCACGACUGUGUGACCUCUUUACAACUGGUGAAGACUUUGAUGAUGAUCUGUGACUGGCAGGUUAUUAUUAAUCGAGAUACACUUGUUAGGAGGGACAGGGUUCCCUAAGGCACUUUUAAAGAUACUGUGUAAGCACCACCAAUAAACUUACUGUCAA